Effrenium voratum is the source of this 2067-nucleotide messenger RNA. NCBI's taxonomy places the organism in Eukaryota, Dinophyceae, Suessiales, Symbiodiniaceae. The record is from the annotation of a GenBank genome assembly.
AUGGUGAGCGGUGAUGGCCUGUUGACAUUUGGCAAGCACGCCGGACGGACUUUUUCACAAAUUCUCCGAGAAGAAAAGAAAUACGCCCAAUGGGCUGUGAAGGAGUUGUGCGAGUCCCACAUACCCAACGCGCGGGCCUUUGCCUCGUACUGCAUGGAGAAAGGCAUUGGUGGGGCACUCCAAAAUAUGUCCCAGGAGUUUCAGCUAGUCGCCGUCCCUGGCCCAUCACAAGAGGAGCCGGAGCAUGCGUGUGAAAAGUGUGGGUCAAGUUGCCUGGAAAGCUGGAUGGUUCGCUGCCAUCCCUGUUUCAAAGAGCAUUGUGUGCGCUUGGACACUGAUUUUUACCUAAGAUGCCCCUUCGAAGAGAAAGACGAAGCGAAGGCACGCGGAGGUAUAAAAUUUGAUUGGGAUGCUAAGAAAUGGUACGUUCCAGCAGGUCUAAACAUUUCCUUGUGGGAAAGAUGGCACGUAUGUUGCGAGAAUUGCCACGAAUCGAUUUCCAACGAUGACGCUGUGACCGCGAUGGAGCGACAAAGAAAGCCGGUGACGUGUCCCGGCGGAGAGUGUGCGCCAGAACUGCGGGCUCGGAUUGAGAAGGAACGUCUAGAACGAGAAACCGAGGAACGUUCCAAGAACAAGGCAAAGUUUCUGGAGAGGCAGAAGGAGGAAUUCUGGCGAUUCCUGAAGAAAUCGUGCACAAGCAUUGAGCAGGCCAUGCAGGCGAAGAACGAAGAAGCACAAGAGAAGCUGGAAGCGGCGGGACCGCCCAGUGGAUCGCCAGCGAAGCGGCGGAGGACUUCAGGCCGCAGAAAGGAGUUCAUCUUCAUGCCCUUCCCGAAUUUUGUCCAGGGUAGUUUGCUGGCACACCUCAAGAGCGAAAGGGGCCAGGUGACCUACAACCCUUUUCAGGAGGACGAAUUGGAGUCGAUGCAGCCAAAAGCGGCCAGGUGGAUUCAGAGCAUUGGGACCAACCGUUUCAAGAAGAAAUCGUCGCAAUUUGUGCUGGCCCUGGAGUACACUCCGGAACAGCUUUUGUCAUUCGGUGCAACAUUCCAUGCUUCCAGCCUUUUCGACCAUUGGGCUGUGGCAACCGGGAACAUUCAGAAGAUGGAGGAGUUUCUGACGCAUUCCUUGCAGCAAACGCUGGAUUCUGCCACUCCAGAUGUGGUGGCUUUGGUGCAGCAGGAGCUGCGUUCGCGGUAUGGCACGCAUUGUCCCGAUGUCGAGGGGAUCUUCGGGUCGCAGAUCUUCCCCCGCUGCCGUGCUGACUUGGGGGCGCAGUGGGAGAAGAUGUCACGAGAGCAGAAGGUCCUUAGAGGAAUCUUUGAGUACAUGGAGCAUCGCAAGGUCUACGAUGCAUCUACGGGCGAGACAGAGCAAACGACCUUCAUGCGCGACGUGAUGACGCAAGUGAUCGAGGCCUUUCAGGAGAAGGGUCCGAAUGUCCUCGACUUUGAGCAGGACCCCGCGGGGUCCGACAGGCUCUACUUCAAUCCUGCGAAGCCACUCACUUAUGUUCUACUGGCUCAUCCCAACACCAAGGCUGUUGACUUGUUUUCUCUCAAAGGCUUACCAGCAAAGCAGAAAGGCAAGAGCAAGGGCACAAGUGCUGCCAGUCAGCCAGGUCCCGCACACGAGGAUUGUUGCAAGAGGAUUUUCGCUGCGUUCAGGCGGAUGCACUGGCGCAUAGUGCGGGAGAUUCGCGCCGGCAGGUUUGCUGUGUACGGUGUCGACCAGGGGCUGCGCAAGGCGGAUCGUGACAAGCGAUUCCUGGAAUUCAAAGCACAGCACAAAGGCCUUCACAAAGAGUUGAAGAGGUUGUCCACCACGUGCCCGACUGCCCUGCGAGACUGGGUUGGCUUUGAGGGAAAGAAGUUGCAUUCAAACUCGGAGUUGGUACCUGUGGUCUUUGAGAACUGGCUUGGACUGGACAAGAAGCUGGUGGCACGAGUUCGCGCAGAUGCAGAAAAGAAAGUAACAGGCAUUGCCAAAAACCUUUCAAAGACACAAGCGAAGCUGAAGAAGAGACUGGUCAAGAGCGGCAUCAAGAUCCGCGACCUUGAAUGA